GUGUGUUUGUGUGUGUUUGUGUGGGGAGGGCGUGUGGAGGGAAGGUUACCCGGAGCUCCAAGGCCGCUGGGGAGCAGGGAUCCCGGUGACGAAGAUGGGGGUAUUUCCCCUGUUUUCCACUUGGAAACUUCAGACCUCCCUUCAGGCUCCCUAGACACUUCCUGGGGCCCAGCCGAAGGUUUUACCCACCCAAAACGUCCGCAUUUUUGGGGGGAGUGAAACUCAACCCCUGCGGUCCAUCCCAGCGGAGCGUGAGCAGGGAAUGCCUGGGUCAACUGGGCCGUCGGGAUUCCGCACCGGCGCCGCCUCCGGAUUCAAUCCAAAAGAGACAUCUGUCUGUCUGUCUGGGCUGGGGGAAAGGCGUUUGUGGCCUGGGCCACAGUGAGGGCAGAAUAACCGGUGGGAAGGCUGCGUUUUCACGAAGGACUCGGGUGAAGCUGCAGAGCUGCCUUUGAGCCCUGACUCGUUGGCUUCGUGGGUCGGAGGAGAUCUUGUAAUGGAGUGGUUCUUCGUCUCACACUAACAAGAUGCCUGAUUUCCUCAGGAUCGAGGGAUUGAAGAAUGUCCCGGGUUCCAUUGGGGAAAGUCCUCCUGAGGAAUGUCAUUCGGCACACAGAUGCUCACAAUAAGAUUCAAGAGGAAUCAGACAUGUGGAAAAUAAGAGAACUGGAGAAACAGAUGGAAGAUGCUUACCGGGGGACAAAAAGAAAAAUGUUACCUAGUAGUUCAAGCCGGAUGCGUAGUGAUGGUUUUGAUGAAGAAAGUCAAAGAGACUAUUGGAGGCCAAAGAAUGAAAUUUCUGGGACAUUGGAAGAUGAUUUUCUAAAGACUAAAUCUUGGAACAAGAAGUUAUAUGAUUAUGAAGCUAACAUGCCAGACAGAUGGGGUCACAGUGGUUAUAAAGAGUUAUACCCUGAAGAAUUUGAAACAGACAGUAGUGAUCAGCAAGAUAUUACCAAUGGGAAAAAAACAUCUCAGGUAAAAUCAUCUACCCAUGAAUCCCGCAAACACAAGAAGUCAAAGAAAUCCCACAAAAAAAAGCAGAAAAAAAAAAAGUCACACAAAAAACAGAAGAAAAACAAAAAAAAAGCCACAGAUGUAGCAGCAGAUUCCUCAAGUGAAUUCUCAGAAGAAACCGGAACUUCUAGUACCAGGAAAAAGAAAGAACCACAUAAACGCAAGAAAAAAUCCAGGAAAAAGUCUCUCAAAAAACCUGCUUUAUUCUUAGAGGCAGAAAGUGACACUUCCCAGUCAGAUGAUUCAGCAUCCAGCAGUUCUGAAGAAAGUGAAGAAAGAGACACUAAGAAAACUAAAAGGAAAAAGAAAGAGAAAAAAGUUCAUAUCCCUAUAGCUAAUAAUGAAAUACAGGAGAGGACAAAUAAACGCACAAAUUGGAAAGUAGCUACAGAUGAAAGGUCUGCUGAGAGCUCAGAGGAUGACUAAGUGGGAAAGAAACAUUCUUACUUCCCUCUUGACUGAGAUACUUGCAGUUCUUAUGCCUUGGGGUUUUGCCUGUGACUCUUGUUCAGCACAGAGGGCCUGAGGUCAGAGCUGUCUUGUGCCAUCCAAACAUGUUCUGACAGACUCGUCUUCUAUUUUGGCCUGUUAAACUUGAUCCCCUUUUCUUGUUAAUAGGGAAUCUGGUAUUUUGUCAUGACAAUUUCUUGAAGAGAUUAUUUUUUGCAAUGAA
Messenger RNA from Tupaia belangeri chinensis (Chinese tree shrew), 1690 nucleotides. It is a transcript of the gene NKAPD1, whose product is annotated as NKAP domain containing 1. NCBI's taxonomy places the organism in Eukaryota, Metazoa, Chordata, Mammalia, Scandentia, Tupaiidae. The record is from RefSeq and is a predicted model, not a curated record. Bases 562 to 1443 code for a protein of 293 amino acids. The transcript has 6 exons.